AAUUCUUUACGAGGUUCCAAAAAACUGCAACUGCUUGCGGAUCAGGUCACCCAAAGGAAUAGUUCAACUCCGAGUGGUGGUGCGCCGGAAACAGGUUACGCAAAUAACGGCUAUGUAGUUGGCGAUUCUUAUUCAUACGACAAUGCAGAGAGUGUUGACGGUGAAUGCGAAACAAUUCGUAAGUUCAGAGACUUAACGCCCUUAUUACCGUUAUAA
Molecule: messenger RNA, 216 nt
Organism: Gongylonema pulchrum
Lineage: Eukaryota; Metazoa; Nematoda; Chromadorea; Rhabditida; Gongylonematidae
Source: the annotation of a GenBank genome assembly